AUGCGAGGAUACCGCGGCGUCAAGUACUUCCUGUUUAUCUUCUGCUAUGUCUUCUGGGUGCUGAGCGCCAUCUUGAUUGCGGUAGGAAUCUACGCCAAGGUCGCCAAGGAGAAAGAUGUGGUGGACACGCUAACGUUGGACCCGGCGCUGCUCCUCAUGGUGGUCGGCUGCCUGACUUUCUUCAUCACAUUCCUGGGAUGUUUCGGCGCCCUACGCAACACCCCCUGCCUGCUCAAGACGUUUGCGUCCAUCCUGGCGGUCUUGCUCCUGCUGCAGCUGACGGCGGGGAUUUUGGGAUACGUGUUCUCCGAUGUGGUGCUGGAGCGAACGGAGCGCCUGAUGAUGAAAACGGUGGUUCGCUAUCGGGAGGAUCGGGACUUGGAGAACGCCAUCGACUUCAUCCAGAAGAAGUUCCAGUGCUGCGGCGUGGACGGCUACAAGGAUUGGUCCCGGAACGUCUACUUUGAGUGCUCCGACUCCAAUCCCAGUUUGGAAGCCUGCGGCGUUCCCUUCUCUUGCUGCGUGGUAUCCGCCAACCAGACGGUGCUCAACACCAUGUGCGGUUUCGGGACGCAGCUGUUAGAACGGGAGCUGGCCGAGCGGGACGUCUUCCCGGACGGAUGCUCGGACAAGAUCGCACAUUGGCUGGGUAAAAACACCAAGAUGGUGGCGGGGCUCGCCGGCGGACUGCUGCUCCUAGAGGUCUGCGUGAUGUCGCUGGCUUGGGUGCAGGUGUGCUGGAUUCAAAGAGUCCGCCGGCGCCAGGCGGCGCUAGCGAGCAGGACUGCGUCGCCAAAGAAAGAUGACUUGUGGUUGCCCGCCUUCGCAGACUUUGACGACCAGUGA
Nerophis lumbriciformis (worm pipefish) is the source of this 846-nucleotide messenger RNA. The record is from RefSeq and is a predicted model, not a curated record. NCBI's taxonomy places the organism in Eukaryota, Metazoa, Chordata, Actinopteri, Syngnathiformes, Syngnathidae.